UGGGUAAACUCUGACGAAUCAGGAGCAAGCUCAUGUAGCUAGUCCUUUCAAAUUUUACCGAGUUUCCUCGUUUGACUUUUCGACAUCAAAAAUUUUGUGUGUUAGAUCGCUAAUCACCGUUUGUUCGAAUAAUGUGACUUAAUCUCGGCUGGAAGACACAACGAUAAACUCGACCACCUUUACGGAACUAGAAGGUCUGCUUUCUUCAACGCAAUAACGCAUUGAAGACAAGGAUUUGAAAAGAAGAGAAAAAAUAACGUCCGUUUGUAUGAAAGCCCUCUAACAUGGCCAAUCUGACGGCUACACUUGGAGCGCCUAGCUACGACCCAACGGAGAACGAGGACCGCGAGAACAUCCCUCCUCCUGCCGACUCCGCCCCCAGGCUGCCGAGGGAGCCCAAUCAGAACGUUCCUGAUGAGCGUGUAGUCCCGCUUUACAGAGAAGUCGUGGACAAAUGGCACAACACCAUGAAGAACCUUGGCCAGAGUCCUCUCAGUUCGGCAGACAUAGGGGACGAGAUGCUCCCUGAGCUCAGCAUGCUGGACACCACGGCGGAGACCUCCCACCUGUCUCUCGCCAAAACGAGGAGUCCUGCUGCUGAUUCCCACUCGUCCACGCCCAGAUACUCCAGAGAGAUGGACAAAUGGCACAACACCAUGGCGAACCUCGGCCAGAGUCCUCUCGGGUCGCCAGACAUAGGGGACGAGAUGCUCCCUGAGCUCAGCAUGCUGGACACCACGGCGGAGACCUCCCACCUGUCUCUCGCCAAAACGAGGAGUCCUGCUGCUGCUUCCCACUCGUCCACGCCCAGAUACUCCAGAGAGAUGGAAUCCGGCCUCACGCCCGGUUUCAAAAGCUUUAACCUGCCGGGCAACAACUCCAGGAAGGGCCUGACACCCGGCCCGGUCAGGCAUGGGCUGACGGCUAUUCACAACAUGCCGCACCUUAACCAGGAGUUGUUCACCACAGAGUAUCACAAACGGAGGGAGAGCCUGGGUCGGCUUCCCGCCGGACCGGACAGCUUGGCUCCGGCCGGGUGGCCUUGCUUCUGGCUGCAGGACGAGACCCUCCCAGAGGUCAGCUUGAUGGACUCCACCAUGGAGUGUUCUAACCUCUCCACCAAUGGGGCCGCUCCCUCCUUCGUGCCCCCGGUUCCUGAACGGCACCUUGCUGUGACGCCUAAAGUGGAGGAGGAGCCCAGCCCAGGCUCCAUGUUGAGUCUGGUCACGGAUAAGAGUUUAGUUCUCACUCCUCGCCUCCUAGCCUCCACAGGGCAGCAGAGUCUCGGAGACAGUCGCUUAAUGGACCACAGCAGUCUCCACACACUGGAGAUGACGAAAGCUGAGGUUGUCCAGAACUCAGUGGAAAGCUCUUCCUGUCCCGAAUCCGAUGUCACCCGCGAAUCCAUCCUUCCCCAUGGGGUAGUGGUUCUGGGAGCUGAGGCUGUCCAGAGCUCACUGGAAACAGCCUCCUUCCCCGAAUCUGAUGUCACCCGCGAAUCCAUCCUUCCCCAUGGGGAAGUGGCUCUGGAAGCUGAGGUUGUCCAGAGGUCACUGGAAACAUCCUCCUUUCCCGAAUCUGAUGUAACCUGUGAAUCCAUCCUUCCCCAUGGGGAAAUGGCUCUGGGUUCUCCAUCGCUGUGCUCCGCUUCUGCUUCCCAAUUCCCUGACAGGACAACUCUGGUCCUAGCAUUGGACCACCCGAGGCAGCCCGAGCUCAACACCACCCAGGUCCUCAACACCACCCAGGUCCUCAACACCACCCAGGUCCUCAACACCACCCAGGUGCUCAACACCACCCAGGUCCUCAACACCACCCAGGUCCUCAACACCACCCAGGUGCUCAGCGAGAAUGCGGUGGAGGUGGCAAGCAAUGACAGCCCACGGUCUGAGCAGGGGUCCGCCCCGUGCUCUGGGAACUCCUCAGGGGUCAAGUGCCACCUAAGUUUGCCGCUCAACAAGCAGCUGUCGGAACUCGUUUCCAUUAGACCCAGUGCAGUGGUCUCACUGGGCAAUCCCUGCUCAGGUGUCAAACUCGAGGACACCUUUAAGAGCAUCUCUUCUCCAACCCUAGGUGCCCAAGGAUGUAGCCAAGACAACCAGAGCAUCGGCCAAGACAACCAGAGCAUCGGCCAAGACAACCAGAGCAUCGGCCAAGACAACCAGAGCGGCGGCCAAGACAACCAGAGUGGUAGUCAAGACAACCAGAGCGUCCACCAAGACAACCUGAGCGGAAGUCACUUUGAAGGCCAACCCAGAGCGUUAUCAACUGCCCCUCACAAUGGGUCCAAUAAUAAUCUGGUUGUGGCGCUGGACCUGCGGUCCGAGGUCAACACGACCCAUGGGUCCAGCGGGGCAACGGCCGACGGGGCGAGCAGCACCAUGACCGUCUCCCCACAGGACGCCUCCAGACCUCUGUCCCCAGCAACCAGCGCCACAAAGAGUGACGAGAAUUCACUGAGACACCAAACGCUGGCAUGCACACCCGUUUAUAAAUGCAGUGCCGACCUCAACUUUGACGACACAUUCGAGAGAGCUUCUCCUCCCAAGGCAAGUGCCCUGAACUGUCAAGCCAAUCAGACAGCUGGAUGUUUGAUCACCUCCACGCCCAUGUCAGAAUGGAAAGUCUAUGUGCCCACGAGCCAGACCUCACAGGUGCAGAAGAGGCGGUACUCUGACGGUCCAUCUAAGCCCCUCCCACAGACAAGCAGCCCUGCCGCCAGUGCGGACCAUGUGGCCGCCAGUGCGGACCAUGUGGCCGCCAGUGCGGACCAUGUGGCCGCCAGUGCGGACCAUGUGGCCGCCAGUGCGGACCAUGUGGCCGCCCCGGAUGUUCGCUCGCUCCUGCCAAACCUGGGUCCUGCCCGAGCCAUACCCCGCAGUCUCCGGUACAAUUGCGCCCCUGGUGGCACGGGGCGGCGCCUCAGCCUCGCCCCUACAGGGAGGAGAGUGUCAGCCAUGGCUCCGCCCCCUAAACAGAGCAAACCAAAGAACAGCAUACCAGACACCACCAGCACAACCAGUAUACCCAGCACCACUGGUAUAUCGAACACCACCAGCCUCUGCCCUGCACCACCAGGCCUCAAACCGCCAAGGAGAGUCCUCCAUAAACCGGCUGCAACGGGCAUCCCAGCGACCAAUCAGAGGACUCUACCAGGUCUCAGACCGCCUACUGCACGACUUGCCACAGCAGCCUCGUCCAAUGAUAAGCCUGGUCCAUCCUCAGCAGACAGUCGCCGUGAGUCGCUGAGCCAGGCCAAGAGGAGCUUGCAGCCCGGGAGUGAAGCUCUGGGGCUGGCCAAGAGGAGGAGGACAGUAUGUACCCCCACAGAUGUUCCAGGACCUUCUACCACCAUGGAGGCCUCCGUUCUGUCUCUGGAGCCCACCAGGGGGGCCUGUGGCCUGAGGGCUCCUCCCCCAAGAACCUGCAGGACCCCAGCACUGGCUGGGUGUUCAAACUGUGCCCUGCUGAUUGAGGAGCUGGAGAAGAAUCGUGCGGUGAUAAGAGGACUGCAGAAAGUACUGGAUGGCUUCGUCACCCCAGCAUCAUAACCAGGACCCGUUGGCAGAGACGACAGCGGCACAACAUUGAAAAUAUGUAAAUUAAUACAAAUAACAAGAAUAAUAUGUGAAGGAAAUAAAGAUAACAA
Messenger RNA from Gadus macrocephalus (Pacific cod), 3649 nucleotides. RefSeq names its product mucin-5AC-like. The record is from RefSeq and is a predicted model, not a curated record. NCBI's taxonomy places the organism in Eukaryota, Metazoa, Chordata, Actinopteri, Gadiformes, Gadidae. The coding region runs from base 285 to 3551 and encodes 1088 amino acids. The transcript is spliced from 8 exons.